Molecule: messenger RNA, 441 nt
Organism: Pyricularia pennisetigena
Lineage: Eukaryota; Fungi; Ascomycota; Sordariomycetes; Magnaporthales; Pyriculariaceae
Exons: 3
Coding region: 1-441 (146 amino acids)
Source: RefSeq, a predicted model, not a curated record
AUGGCGUUUGGAGAGUGGCUCGCAACCACCCGCAAUGGCCCAGCGGGAUUUAAGGAUAAAUUGCCGAUUUGGCAAUCUACGAUUGGCUCCCGGCGCGCCCCUGGGGACGGGUUCAGCCUUUUGGGGUUACUUUUGUCCUGGUCGCGUUUUGCACUCCGUGUCGUAUUAAGUCCCAAAGUUGAACAUUGUCAGCAAGCAGAGCGGAACAAGGCUGGCUGGUUGGCUGUAAUGCGUGAUGUGACCGGCGAGAAACAAGCUCCGAGCGGCCACCCGCUUCCAUUUAUUAGUCUAGCUGCGAAUCCUUUCGAUUUUCGAGGGAAUUGGCAACGCCUAGAAAAGGCUCCAAUGGUAUCCCCGAUUCUGCAAUGGAUUUUAUGCUGCGUGUCAUCACUUAUCUAUCAGCCUGCCUGCGAUCAUGAUAGCUGGAACCGGCCCAGCUGA